AUCGCCAUGAACGCUGUCGCUGGUCUUAUAAUCGCGUGUCUGGCGCUCACCAUCUACGGUUUGCCACGUCCGCAAAUCGUCGGUGGCAAUGACGCUCUAGAUGGCGCAUAUCCUUAUCAGGUGUCAUUGAGAAAUUUGACAUUAAAUUCUUCAUCUCAUUUUUGUGGUGGAGCCAUUAUAAGCGAAAAUUACAUUAUUACUACUGCCCAAUGUAUUAAUCAAUUCGAGAAUCCUUACAACGUUUAUGUCGUCGUUGGAAGCAAUUAUCUUAACGCGACUGAUGCAGUCAAUAUACCACAUCAAACAUAUCAAGCAAAAAACUUGAUAGUACACGCUGGUUUCAAUAAUUUACUACGUAUUCAUGAUAUUGGUUUAAUCCAAGUAUCAAGCAAUAUCACAUUUAAUGAAAACGUCCAACCGAUUGCUUUGUCAACUACCGAUCGCAAUUUCGAUGAUUAUCCUCUCUUAGUCACUGGCUGGGGAGAUCUUUGGUCGAGCGGUUUAGCUUCUAAUCGUUUGCAAGAAAUUAUAGUAAGAGGAUAUUCCCAUGAGUUAUGCAGCAGAUGGGCACACAUCAAGGAGACUCAUAUAUGUACCUUUACAAUGGAGAAUGAAGGAUUUUGCCACGGCGACGGCGGUAGUCCACUCGUUGCUGAUGGCGUUUUAGUUGGUCUUAUGUCAUACAGUUAUGGUCCGUGCGGUACAGGUACUCCCGACGUAUCUACCAGAAUAUCUUCCUAUCGAUCAUGGAUUAAAUACUACACAGGGAUCUGACACUGUAAUAGAUCUACAUUAAAUUGUUAUUUCGAAAUUUUUUACAAUUGCAACAUUUAUUAUUU
This is a messenger RNA of Trachymyrmex cornetzi, 839 nucleotides long. RefSeq names its product chymotrypsin-2-like. Gene Ontology annotation, molecular function: serine-type endopeptidase activity. The transcript is spliced from 5 exons. NCBI's taxonomy places the organism in Eukaryota, Metazoa, Arthropoda, Insecta, Hymenoptera, Formicidae. The record is from RefSeq and is a predicted model, not a curated record. Bases 7 to 774 code for a protein of 255 amino acids. Gene Ontology annotation, biological process: proteolysis.